CGGGAUGGGAAGAGGGCGGGGGGAAGGAGGGGGAGAGGAGGGAAAAAAGAAGAUCCCCCUUCAGCUCUAUCCUCUAGAUCUAAAGCACUCCUGUAUCCACACAGAUCAUCUCGCCGAACUGCGGGAAGGGCGUGGCAAAUCCCUAAAGCGCUUUUCUGCCCCAUGCCACGUGGGGCGUCGUCAGAAGGGGGGACAUCUUCCAUGAUCUUUGGAAGGCGAGGGGGUUGAGGGAGGACAAGGGGGGAUGUUGCGAAACAAGGAUGAUGGAGGGGCUAGGUUUGUUGGGGGGAGAGGGGGGAAGAGGGUUCGUGUGGCAAGGGAUAGGGAAGGGAGUGAAUGAAGUAGAGAAAGGAGAGGAAGGAGAGGAAGGAAAGGAACGCCAAAAAGGUACAUGAUGAAACCUCCGCCACCCAUCUAUGCUCCAUCGUCUCCGCUCCUCGCUAUUUCCACUAGCUAAUCUGCAAGUCCCUGCGUAGCGCCGAGCUAAAAGAAAAAGCAGCAGCAGCAUGCAAGGAAGAGAGUUAUGAAGUAGAUGGUGCUUCCGAUCAGCAGCGCAAAGCGCUUAGCGGAAACGCGAAGAAAAACUCCAUCGGAGAGGCAUGCAACAACAGUGCGCUAGCUAUGGCGAGAUUCAGAAGCAGAGCGAGGAGGAGGAGAAGCAAGAAGGCGGCGUUUCGCGCGCAGGGGGAUGGGUGAGGCAUAGCAGGUUUGGCGGGGCAGGUGGAGGCGGUCUGCAUCUCUUAGCUAUGGUAGGGUCUUUGUCAUGUUGUUUGGCCGAAGAGGAGCGAGAGGAGGAGCGGGAGCCUGGAGAAGCGAGAGGAGCGGGAGAAGGAGUGGGAGAAGGAGUGGGAGAAGGAGCAGGAGAAGGAGGAGGAGCGGGAGGAGGAGCGGGAGAAGGGGUGGGAGGGGAAACAGGAAGGGGCAAAGGAGGCACAGGAGGAGGAGCGGGAGGAGGAGCGGGAGGAAGAGUGCGAGGAAGAGUGGGAGGAGGAGCGGGAGGAGGAGCAGGAGGGGAAACGGGGAGGGGGUUAACGAAUGCACGGGAGGCGGGUAGGGAGAUUUUUGUCAUGUUGUUUGGCAGAGGAGGGGCGGAAGGAGGAGCGGAAGGAGGAGCGGAAGGAGGAGCGGGAGGAGCCAGAGGAGCGGGAGAAGGAGUGGGAGGAGAGAAAGAAGGAGGAGGAGCGAGAGGAGGAGCAGGAGGAGGAACUAGAGAAGAAGCGGGAGGGGAAACGGGAAGGGGUGGAGGAGGCGCGGGAGGAGGGUCGGCAGAAGGAGAGGGAGGAGGAGCAGGAGGAGGAGCAGGAGGGGAAAUGGGGAGGAGGUUAGGAGCAGGAGAAGGAGCGGGAGGGGAAACGGGGAGGAAGGCUGGCGAGUCACGUUCACACUCUUUCUCCUCCUCUCCCCCUCUUCCACCGCCUUCUCUUUGCCCUCUUCUCUCCCCCCCCUCCUCUUCCCAUCGGGUCCAUUUGUUGUAAUAAAUUGUGACAACUUCUCAGAAAAAAAAAAAGAAGAAGAAAAUUGUGCAAGACAGA
Chara braunii is the source of this 1532-nucleotide messenger RNA. The record is from the annotation of a GenBank genome assembly. Lineage: Eukaryota; Viridiplantae; Streptophyta; Charophyceae; Charales; Characeae.